Messenger RNA from Selaginella moellendorffii, 1377 nucleotides. Its product is annotated as ultraviolet-B receptor UVR8. The transcript is spliced from 15 exons. NCBI's taxonomy places the organism in Eukaryota, Viridiplantae, Streptophyta, Lycopodiopsida, Selaginellales, Selaginellaceae. The record is from RefSeq and is a predicted model, not a curated record. Bases 44 to 1312 code for a protein of 422 amino acids.
GUACUUCGCAUUUUUUGCUAGGUCUGCGCUUGCUCUAGUAGCGAUGGGUCCUUCCAGGUUGCAGCUAUGGAUGCGCUCGGUCAUCAAGCGGCGAAGGGCGUAUGGUCUCACAGCCAAGAACAAAGUGGAGCUCUCGGGCAAGGCUGGAAAAAGAUGGGUGGCGCUGUGGGGAAAUGGCGAUCAAGGCAGGCUAGGCCUCAGCGAGUCGGGCUCUCAAUUCGAGCCAGUUUUGUGCCGAGCGCUGGAAUCUCACGAGCCUUGCUCUGUCUCUUGCGGUGGUGCUCACACACUCAUCCUCACUGACAAGGGACGUGUGUUUGCAACUGGAUUGAACAGUAGCGGUCAGCUUGGAGUUCCAUUGAAGAGGGAAUCUAGCUUUGAUCCUGUGGAGGUGCAUGGGUUUCCUGAUCCUUGUGUACAUAUUGCAGCUGGACGGUACCAUUCUGCUGCCAUCACUUCAAGUGGCGAGACUUAUGUCUGGGGAAGAAACAGCGAGGGUCAGCUGGGACUCGGCAAACGUGCUAAGUCGGUUUACAUCACUCCGCAGAAGAUGGAAUCCUUGGCCGGAAUGCGCUUGAAGGCUCUGGCUCUGGGAACGGACCAUUCGCUUGGACUUGCUGAAACUGGCCAAGUUCUGAGCUGGGGAACCAAUAGAUUUGGUUGCCUUGGACACGGCGAGAUGACGGGAUUCUUUGACUUCUUUAAAGAUACAAAUGAGUACACUCCAAGGAUAAUCCACUGUCUAGAAAAGCUCCAGAUUCGUAGCGUUUCGGCCGGACUAGUGCACUCUGCGUGUGCGGAUGACAGUGGAACGAUUUACUCGUUUGGCCAAGGCUCGAUGUGUCAGCUGGGCCUUGGCAACAACAACGAUGCGUCACAGCCAUGUCCAAUUCCAGAUCUUCCUCGCGUCUCUUCCAUUUCGUGCGGAGGCUAUCACACCGGUGCUAUAACUCAGGACGGCGACAUUUAUACGUGGGGAUCUAACGAGCAUGGCUGCCUGGGCUCUGGAUUUCGUGCGAGUAGCAAGCCACUGCGUUUGGAAAGCUUGGCCGAGGCAUUCAUGUCAGAGAUAUCGUGUGGAUGGAAGCACACAGCAGCUAUAAGCGAUGGCUACAUUUUUAGCUGGGGAUGGGGAGGAUCAUAUGGAACGUACGCAACGCAAGCAGAAUCAAGCGGCGGCCAGCUCGGAGUUGGGACCGAUUUUGAUUUUUUCGAGCCUGUUCCAAUCGAGAUGGAUGAUCGGCUUUCGGCCCUUCACGUCUCCUGUGGUUUCAAUCACACGGCAGCCAUUCUCGAGGAGAUAGAGAUAUAAAAAUUCUUUGCUUGUAUUCUUUUGAAGUCACAACACGAGGUGGUCCGGCUAUUCUUUUUUCAGAC